CGAGAGUAUAAGUCACACACUGAUGUGCCGGUAACUCGGUCAAGAGAUCGUUGCGAGACUUCCCUCCCCCUGAGUUACAGCCAAUCCACAGUGACAGAGCGGGGAGGGGCGGGGCGUGUGUGUGGGAAUCUCACAGCCUGGAACUCACGGUCCGGGGAAUCACCAACAGCAGCUCAAUCAGGAUCUUCCUCCGCCCCAUCAACCGGCAAUGAGCCAGUCUGCCCCCGCCCCGGGUCACUGCAGGGAAGAUGCCAAACACAAGCCCCAACACUGGCAGUGCCAUUGAUUUAAGUCCCAUCCUCGACUCUACGCUGCCAUGGCAAAGUUAGAAUCAAGAUCUGUCCUCAGCGACGCAGCCUACCAGAGCCAAGAAUCCUUCCACUCAUUCGUUAGCAGGUCCUCUGAUUCGCCCCCCCAUUGCACUAUGGGAAGCGUAGGCAGCGGAGUGGCCAACGACCAAGAGUUUCCAAUGAAGAGCGUAGGGACCAGGACUCAGCACAGCUUCAAGCAAAACGACAAUUCUAGGAACGGCUACUCAAACCGCUACUCGGGGGAGGAGAAGAUCUACAAGUUGGAAAAAAACACCAGCUCCAUGUACAUCAACGGUGAACAGCGCAAAAGCGAGAAGAUGAAGACGGACACAUGCGGCAACGUUAGUGCCAACAAUGAAAAGAAUAUGCCACAGGCAGCUCAGUACAGGGAUUCCAACCCCCCAAAGAUAUUACCUGUCUCUGGAAAGUUGGAGCAGAGCAAUGAACCUUUGGUAAGACCUUCUGCCUUUAAACCAGUAGUUCCGAAAAACUUUCACUCCAUGCAGAACCUGUGUCCACCAUUGAACAAUGGAGUAAUAGAGAACAGAAAGAGCUCAAACCAUGGGAACAGCAAUAGCUCAGCUGCCAUGAAAAAUAGUCUUGAGAAGUCAAGCCACAACAGGUCAUCCAACCAGGUAGGAGGUCUUUCAGAUUCCGGUCGGAAUUCUCUGACAAGCUUACCAACUUAUGGGAGCGGCUACAGCCAGCACAUUGGCCCAAUGAGCGCAUCAACGAGCCAUAUAAAUCGCAUCGGGUCUAGCUAUGUUGAAAAGAACAUAGUGGGUUAUAAUGGAACAACUACCUCAGAGUGUGGACGAUCUUCCAGCAAGAGUGCCUCCUCUUUUAGUAGACUGAACCAUCUCAGUGAGUCGUUGCCUUUCCACUCACCCUCAAGUGAUGACAUUAUCCAAGAUUUAGAAGAUCGACUGUGGGAAAAGGAACAAGAAGUCAUACAGGUGAAAAGAAGCUUGGACAAAAGCGAGGCGGCCAUUUUUCAAGUCUUUGAAGAGAAGCAAAAGAUCUGGGAGCGGGAAAUGGAGGAUUUAAGACAAAAUUAUGCCAACAAGCUUCAGCAAGUCUCCAAGAAAGCGCAAAGAGCCCAGCAGGCUCUGCAACUGCAGAUAUUUAAGCUCCAGCAAGACAAGAAAAAGCUGCAAGAUGAUGUGGCCCAACUUUUACAGGAGAGAGAGGAGAUAGAGAAAAAAUGCAUGGCUUUCAAAAAGGAGCAGGCAGAGUUCCUCCCGAAAAUAGAGGAAACCAAGUGGGAGGUUUGCCAGAAAGCAGGAGAAAUCUCGCUCCUGAAGCAGCAGUUGAAAGACAGCCAGGCAGAUGUAUCCCAGAAACUAAAUGAUAUUGUUGGCCUUAGAACACAACUUAAGGAAGCCAUGGCCUUUCUGAAGGAGAAAGAGGAACAUAUUACUUCUAUUAAAGACUCUUAUAGCUCCAAGAGCGUCAGCCUGGAGAUCUGUGAGAAUGAAAUGCAGAGGAAGCAAAGUGAAGCUCAGCAGAUGAAAGAGAAGCUGAGCCAAUAUGAACAAGAGAUAUCAAGCUUGAAAGAAACCUUGGUGAACCUUGGACAAAAUCCUUACACCAUUGAGCUUAAUGAAAAGUUGAAGGAUACUCUUGCUUGUGAAAGCGAUGAGGCCAAAAUGAAGCGCCAAAAUGAGGACAAUGUCAUUAGUCUGAAGAAGGAUAUAGAGAGGCUGCAGUUGGAACUAACGAUACAGAGGCAACAAAGGGAUCAGCAGGUGGCGGACUUUGAGGAGGAGAGACGUACCUGGCAAGAGGAGAAAGAGAAAGUCAUUAAGUACCAGAAGCAGCUUCAGCUCAACUAUGUGGAGAUGUACCAGAAAAACCAACAGCUUGAGCAAAAGAUCAGUGAAAUCACCACCAAGGUGACGACACCUCCAGCAGAAGAUAAAAAAGCAUGGACACCUUCCAGGCUUGAGAGAAUAGAGUCCACAGAGAUAUAAAAGAGGAUGGUGGAUCACAUAUACACAGCUAGAUUCUCACUGUGCAUAUGCAGCCUUUUCCAGGUCAUGGUCAUCAGGGGGAAAUAAUUCAAAUAGACCCUUCAGCAAUGAGGAGACCAGCAGCUGCAGCCUUGGCCAGGUCUUCUCAGUAAGCAGAAGGUGUCAGAGCAGGGGAACGGAUGCUUGCUGUGGCCCCACUAAAAAUGAAGAACAUGUGGUAUACAGUUUGUUAUGCUAUGUGUCUGUUUACCCUGUUGCAUGCACUUUUCUCUGCCUGUAUGGCGUAGAGUGCAUUGCCUCGGCGUUGUGCUCCUCAUGCCCUUGUGCAGAUCAGAGGUGAGGCAAACUCUGACUGUUGACUGGCCCCUUUCUCAUUUUGGGAUUUGUGCAAAGAAAAAAAAAGUCAAAGUGACUUGGAUUCUGGGAUAUUUUAGCCAUAUUGGCUAGUGGAGGGAAGGUUGGAUGUGCUGUAUAAUCUAGCAAUCUACCUAUACACAUAAAGAAUUCUAGCCACUGUUUACUGUGAAUUAUCCAAAAAAAAAUUCUUUUUUUAUGCAGGGAAUCUCACUAAAUUUGGACUCUCUCUGUGUAUGUCUGUAAGUAGGAGUCAGACACAAGUCCCUUGUUGCUAGGGAUAAACAACCCGAAUGAUCGGGAAGCCAAUCCCAACAUUCCCUUUGGAGACUUAUUUUUAUGGAAUUGUUUCCCAGGUUCUAAUACAGAGAGCAAGCUGGGUUUUAUGUUUUAUCAUAGAGUUUAGCAGAACUUAGUGGUGUUUCCUGGUAGUUUAGGUAGUAGGUUUUGUUAGCAAUAAAAUGCAGACUGUAGAGGUAGGAGAUGUUGGCCAUACCAAUAUCAGAGCGAUGCAGAGUCAUGGUGGGCUACACAAGUUUCAAGCAUUAAAGCAUAGAAGAAGACUGUUAAAGAAUAUAUUAGACUGUAUAAGUUACAAGUGCCAUUUAAAACUAAGGUUACAGUGAGUUGUCCUUAGCAUCACCUACAAUAGACACAUGGUUUUGGAUUGAGUUCUACGUAGCCCAGAUAAUGCUACAGCUAGUCAAUCCUGUUGACGUCACAACUGAUCGAUUUUUGAGGAAGGUAAGGCCCAAGGGUGCCUAAUGCUCCGGCCAAGUCAUUGUUGCUACGGGAUUCCAAGGGCUGAUCUUUGUGAAUCCUCCAGUAAGCUGUAAGCUCUUAUGCCCAGGUGCAUUCUGGUGAGGCUGCUUCCUUCUAGCCUUAAGACAUCAACCUUUAAGACCUAGCACAUAUAGCAGCCAUUAGAAUUCUAAUACUGGAGUCUGACACAUCUUCCCAACUCCCUGUGACCUUCUGCUCAUCACUUUAUCCACCCUGUGCCUCUCCAUAGUCAACAUUCUAUUUUCCAUAAACAUUUUAAUUGAGCAACGCUGCAUAUAAUUAGCAAAGCUUUGCCAAUACGUAUAUAUUUGCAUACACGGUUAAUUGAUAUUGAAAUAUAUAUUUAUUAAAACUAUCCCUGAGUUAUUAAAUAUUUGGUGCACCCAGCAAUUUCCAAACUGGAUACACAUAGCUGAGCAUGCUGGGAACUGGAGUUCUCACAAAGCAGGAAUCUGAGAGUUCAAGUAUUCCAACAAUAGCAGUUCAAAUUGUUCUGAUAGAUCAAGACCAGGACAAUCCAUCUUUAGGCCCUUAAGACAUUUAAAUUCCAAAGGAGCCCUAUGCAUAUAUUAGGGGCCCUUGGACAGUUCAAUGUUUAAAGGGAUACUAACAAUUUAUUUCCCUCAAUAUUCAUGAUGUUUGGCACAGGUAUGGGACCUGUUUAUGUGUACUAAAAAUAAUUCAAACAUUAUAUAAACCCAAUAGGAUUGUUUUGCCUCUAAUAAGAAUUAAUAUAUCCAAAAUAUUCUUCUUGGAAAUAAAUGAUGAUAAUAUCCCAUUAAACAUCUGUCUGUGUAACUCCAGAUGAGUCUCCCCAGUGAUGGGAACAUAGUCCCUAAGAAUGAUCAAUCAAUAACAUUAAGGCCUAAAGAUGUUUUAGACCAAACUGCCCAAAAACUUUGGGGUUCAGACCAAAGACAAUGGCAGUCCUUCUUCAGGAAACACAAAAAGGACCAAUUUAUAUCAUUUUAUAUAACGUAGAGUUAGUUUGUAGGCAGAGUAACCGCCAGAGUAGGAAGGUUUGACCUUUGCCAAUGACCUGUGCCUGGAAGCCAAGAAUAUUCCUUUGGAAGUCACCGUUCACAGUGGGUAGAGUGUCUUUAUCCGCUAGAUUCCGCUCCAUGAUAAAUGCUGCAAUGAACUGUGAGUGUGCUUGUUUACUAAACCUGAUCUACGGCCCAGGGAGGUAGAGGAUAAGGAGCCUUGAUGUUAAUGUUAAAGGACCACUGAUACCUGGAAUUGCAUCAGAUGUUCUUCAACAGGCCGGGGAAAGGGGGUAUUUAAAUACGAUUUAACAUUAAAUAUAUAACAAAUACAGUGUUCUUGGAACGACAAAUCCCAGCAUCCCUUCAAUGGCUAAAGGAGCAUGCUGGGUAAGUUGCAGGUUGCCCAGCCCUAGAUUUAAGGAAGAGUAAAUUCUAUUUUUAGGCGCAUAUCUAUUUUCCCCUAUGUGGACUGAAAAGUGAGUUCAUCUAACUGUGUGCAAAGUUUGUAUAUUUGUAUUUUUACAUGCGAGUAGGAUCUGCCAUGGUGUUUCGCUUUUGCUACAACGAAGUGUAAGGGAGUAGCUCAUUGUGCACACGGACCAUUUGCCUAUUAAAUUUAUACAUAGGGGUGGAAGCUGCCAUAUUGUUCACUUUAAAUGAGUUUACUGUGUGCCCUUCUCUGUUUAUUUGUAUUUGUACCAUAUAUAAGCUUUAAUAUAUCCUUGGUUUUGGCAUUUUCCCGUGUGUUCCAGUUUAAUCGCAUUCUCUGUGGCUCAGAAGCUGAUGAUUCAGUGGAUAAUGUCCAGUGCCAUCACUACCUUCAACAGGGGGUCCCCAGAAAGGACCUGUACCCCCGGCACUCUCCUUCAUGCAGGCAGGAAUUGGGGUUGUGGUAUUGUGAUAUUAAAGGGGCCCAGGAAAAGUGAACUUACACCACUGGGCAGGGGCAAACAAUAGGGUAGCUCCUAUUCAU
Molecule: messenger RNA, 5380 nt
Organism: Xenopus laevis (African clawed frog)
Lineage: Eukaryota; Metazoa; Chordata; Amphibia; Anura; Pipidae
Gene: lzts3.L
Product: leucine zipper, putative tumor suppressor family member 3 L homeolog
Exons: 4
Coding region: 317-2284 (655 amino acids)
Biological process (GO): regulation of dendritic spine morphogenesis
Cellular component (GO): cytoplasm; dendritic spine
Source: RefSeq, a predicted model, not a curated record